UUUAAUUCACUAUAAAACUAGCAGCCGUAGCGAGAACAAUUCAUUUUGAUUCCGAGUUAAACUUUACAAUUUACGGUAGAUAAUAUAAUAAUAUGUUUACUUGUUUUUUAAUAUUGUUUUUAAUAAUUGCUAACCCUAUACGGGGUGCACCUUGUUCGAGCGAAGCAACUGUCUCGGAAAAUGUCGAGGCCGAGGUCAUGGUGGAUGUCGAUGACGAGACUGUACCGGGUACACCGGGUUUGAGCAAAGAACGCGCCAAGGUCGUGGACAACGAUGAGAUUCUAAAACAAUCUUUCGAUGACUGCAGACAAUGGCUGAACAAACCUCUAGACUCUACUAUUACAUUGAAUGAAUUUUUCUUAUAUGCCUCUGAUAACAACCACCAAUCUGAAAAUGCCGUAAUAAUCUUUCUAAACGGGACUCAAGUUGGCGCUGCAACUAAUAACGCAAUCGAUUUACAUUUAUAUAAAACUCUUUUUAGCAUAAUUUGCAAAGUAAAUGGUCACACUCCAGCACAUUACGCUGCUGAUAGAAAAAGAGCAUCGAAAUUACAGGCAACGGGAGAUAUUGCCUUAAAUUAUCCGGAAAAUACCGGCUCAUACUAAAAUCAUGAUAAAAUUAAGCAGCUCAUUUGAGUUUUAUUUGGUUUAUAUUUUAAUGGAUAAAUUAUACAUGCAUAUUGUACAUAAUCAUAUAUAUUUUCAUCCAUUCUAAUACUGUUAUUUGUAUAUUUUUUUAUAGUAAUAAGAUAUAUUAU
Messenger RNA from Adelges cooleyi (spruce gall adelgid), 757 nucleotides. RefSeq lists its product as uncharacterized. The record is from RefSeq and is a predicted model, not a curated record. The transcript has 4 exons. The coding region runs from base 93 to 605 and encodes 170 amino acids. NCBI's taxonomy places the organism in Eukaryota, Metazoa, Arthropoda, Insecta, Hemiptera, Adelgidae.